GUCUAUUCUAAAAAUAGCUACACAAGCGCCUCAAUCAGAGACUAUGGUUGCAAUAUGUAUGUAGACCCGGAUGGUCACACACAACGGUGACACGCAAAUGAAAGUGACUGCAACAGAUACAGGGUUACAUCGCUAAUAACUUCGAAGUGAACACCAUAACAUCCACAGUAACGGAAAUGCAAAGCCAACCACAGAAUCCUGACUUUGUUACUGAAACACAUGUAGUCAUGGACCAUGAGGGAGAAUUGUUGGGGAAAGGGGACCGCAAGAAACACUCUGAAACUGACACGCAGGAGUCAGUAGAUCUCAAGACACACUCUGUUGCCGACGCGCAGGAAACAGGUGAUCUCAAGAAACUAUCUGUUGCUGACAUGCAGGAAACAGGUCAUCUCAAGAAACUAUCUGUUGCUGACAUGCAGGAAACAGGUCAUCUCAAGAAACUAUCUGUUGCUGACAUGCAGGAAACAGGUCAUCUCAAGAAACUAUCUGUUGCUGACAUGCAGGAAACAGGUCAUCUCAAGAAACUAUCUGUUGCUGACAUGCAGGAAACAGGUCAUCUCAAGAAACUAUCUGUUGCUGACAUGCAGGAAACAGGUCAUCUCAAGAAACUAUCUGUUGCUGACAUGCAGGAAACAGGUCAUCUCAAGAAACACUCUGUUACUGACACGCUUGAAACAGGUGAUCGCAAACAGCACAAGUAUUGUGGUGGCCCAGCGAAGCAGUCUCAGUGCAGUGAGUGUGGAAAAACAUUUACGAAAUCACGUAACUUGAAAAGGCACAUGCUUUGUCACAGUGAAGUCAAGCCUUAUCAGUGUGUUGAAUGUGGGAAAACAUUUGUACAAUCAGGUGACCUGAAGAAACACAUGAGGAUUCACAGUGGAAACAAACCUUAUAAGUGUAGUGUAUGUGAGAAAACAUUUACAGAAUCGGGUACUCUGAAGAGACACAUGAGGACUCACAGUGGUAUCAAGCCAUAUCAGUGUGUUGAAUGUGGGAAAACAUACACUGAAUCAUAUGUUCUGCGGACACACAUGAGAAUACACAGUGGAAUCAAACCUCAUCAGUGCACUGUGUGUGAGAAAACAUUUACAGAAUCGGGCACUCUGAAGACACACAUGAGGAUUCACAAUGGGAUCAAGCCCUAUCAGUGUGUUGAAUGUGGGGAAACAUUUACACAAUCACGUAGCCUGAAGUCACACAUGAGUGGUCACAGUGGAAUCAAGCCUUAUCAGUGCAUCGUGUGUGAGAAAACAUUUAAAGACUCAUAUUACUUGAAGACACACAUGAGGAUUCACAGUGGGCUCAAGCCUUAUCAGUGCAUCGUGUGUGAGAAAACAUUUUCUCUCUCACGUAAUCUGAAGACACACAUGAGGAUUCACACUGGAGUCACGCCGUAUCAGUGUGUUGAAUGUGGGAAAGGAUUUUCACAGUCAGGUAGCCUGAAGAGACACAUGAGGAUUCAUAGUUAAAUCCGUUAAUUUCAUUAGUGAAUGAGUGUACAUUACAACUGAUAUAUGCUAAGCCAAGCGACGUGUUUUCGGUUAAUCCUUUAAUCCAUGCAUGGGCUUUUGACACCUGCAUAACGACAGAUGUUGCAGGGUCCAGAUUUGACUCCCUCCAUAUGUAUACGUUUUAUUAUUAUUCAAAAGAAUAUCUUCAAGGAGAUGAGACAAGUGUGUGCUAACCCCCCAUUUUUCAACAACAUGUUGCUCUAUCAUUACUCAAAAUUGUUGAUUAUGUACACAUGAGAAAAGGUUGUGAAAGUAAAUAAUUUAUUUCAAUGUAUCAGUUUAUUGAUGUAAAAUAUGGGCCAUGUUCGGCAAUGAUUUGGGGCCGUUGCCCUUCACUAAUAGGACGACGAUGGCAGUUGCAGAAACAAUUCACUAAAGUUGGACCAGACUUUCCGAUAUUCCGUUUUCGUGAUUUUACUUUCAUAUUGACGUUUGCUUAUUUCAUUGUCAAUUCAAGAGAUUCAUGCUUUACAUUUGCCCGAUUUUUGUGAUCGAGGAAAUAUGCAAACCAUAUGCAGGUUACAGUCUGAAGUGAAGGCAUCUAUACACUGCAAUGGAGAAAUGUGCAUAAUAAAUAAGAUCCAUAUCUGGG
Molecule: messenger RNA, 2103 nt
Organism: Haliotis rufescens (red abalone)
Lineage: Eukaryota; Metazoa; Mollusca; Gastropoda; Lepetellida; Haliotidae
Product: zinc finger protein 501-like
Exons: 2
Coding region: 177-1469 (430 amino acids)
Biological process (GO): regulation of transcription by RNA polymerase II
Molecular function (GO): DNA-binding transcription factor activity; RNA polymerase II cis-regulatory region sequence-specific DNA binding
Source: RefSeq, a predicted model, not a curated record